AUGCAUGUCGCAGAUACCAUUGCUUUAUCCCUUAAGGCAACAAUUGAAUCCUUGUUUUCUAAACAUGGUUUAAGUUUAUCAAGAAUACGUGGUCAAGGUUACGAUGGAGAUAGUAAUAUGCAAGGUGAAUUCAAUAGUCUUAAGUCCUUAAUUAUGAAAGAGAAUGUAGAAGCGUUUUAUGUUCAUUGCUUUGCUCACCAACUUCAAUUGACUCUUGUAGCUGUUGUAAAAAAUUACAUUGAUAUUGCUUCACUUUUCAAUUUGGUUAGUAAUGUCUUGAAUGUUGUUGGAGCUUAUUGUAAGCGUUGGGAUUUGCAGAGAGAGACACGAGCUACUAAAGUUGUAGAAUCAUUAAGCAAUUAUAAGAUUCAAAGUGGGCAAGGGAUGAAUCAAGAAAUUGGUCUUAAGCGGGCUCGUGACACGCGUUGGCGAUCACAUUAUGGAACACUUCUAAACUUGAUUUCCUUAUUUGCUUCAGUGAUAAAUGCUCUUGAAGUUGUUGAAGAGGAUGGCUCACACUCGGGGUAA
This is a messenger RNA of Camellia sinensis, 528 nucleotides long. RefSeq lists its product as uncharacterized. Lineage: Eukaryota; Viridiplantae; Streptophyta; Magnoliopsida; Ericales; Theaceae. The record is from RefSeq and is a predicted model, not a curated record.